Messenger RNA from Miscanthus lutarioriparius, 1092 nucleotides. The record is from the annotation of a GenBank genome assembly. Lineage: Eukaryota; Viridiplantae; Streptophyta; Magnoliopsida; Poales; Poaceae.
AUGACGAAGCACGGCGUGGUGAUCGGCCCGGAGGACGUCGCGGCGGCGCGGUAUUUCUCGUUCCCGCCGCCGAGGACGACGGCGGCGGUGGGCGGCGGCGACUCGUGCAGGAAGCUGGCCGCGCAGGUGGACCUCGGCGCCGCCGUCAUGGGAUCCUGGCUCGACUCCAUGAAGGCCUCGUCGCCCAGGCACAGGCUCAUGGCGCCCGUGCCUGGCGCCGCCGACGCGGAGCACGACGACUGGAUGGAGCGACACCCGUCGGCAUUGGACCGGUUCGACGCGCUGGCGGCGGCGGCCCAGGGGAAGCAGGUGGCGGUGUUCCUGGACUACGACGGCACGCUAUCCCCGAUCGUGGAGGACCCCGACCGCGCCGUCAUGACGGACGAGAUGAGGGACGCGGUGCGCUGCGUGGCGGCGCGCUUCCCGACAGCGAUCGUCAGCGGGCGGUGCCGGGACAAGGUGUUCAGCUUCGUGCGGCUGGCGGAACUCUACUACGCCGGGAGCCACGGGAUGGACAUCCGAGGGCCCACCGCCGACCCCAACCACCACGGCAAGGCGGAGUCGGAGUCAUCGGUGCUGUGCCAGCCGGCGAGCAAGUUCCUGCCGGUGAUGGAGGAGGUGUACGCGGCGCUGGUGUCGCAGGUGGAGCCGUCCAUCCCGGGCGCCAAGGUGGAGAACAACAAGUUCUGCCUGUCGGUGCACUUCCGGUGCGUGGAGGAGCACGCCUGGGAAGCUCUCUUCGAGCAGGUCCGCGCCGUGCUCAAGGACUACCCGGGCCUGCGCCUCACGCAGGGCCGCAAGGUUCUGGAGGUCCGCCCCAUGAUCCGCUGGGACAAGGGCAAGGCGCUCGAGUUCCUGCUCUGCGCCCUCGGCUUCGCCGACGCCGCCAAAGACGACGUCUUCCCCAUCUACGUCGGCGACGACCGCACCGACGAGGACGCGUUCCGGGUGCUGCGCGCGCGCGGGCAGGGCGCCGGGAUCCUCGUGUCCAGGUUCCCCAAGGAGACCAGCGCGUCCUUCACGCUCCGGGACCCCGCCGAGGUCAAGGAGUUCCUGCGCAAGCUCGUCGUCGUCAACGCCAGCACCAGCUGA